AUGAGGUUAAUUUCUGCCAAGAGGUUCACUAAGGAUGGUAAAAUCCGCUUCAAAGAGUUUUACCAAAACAACAUCCCCUCCUACGCAAUCCUCUCGCACACCUGGGAAGAUGGCGAGGAGGUCACCUUUGAGGACUGCAAGUCGCCUCUCGCCAAAGAUAAGAAGGGGUACAAGAAGAUCCAAAACACAUGUAGACUUGCGACAGGCGAUGGCAUCGAAUACGUAUGGAUCGAUACAUGUUGCAUCGACAAAUCUAGCAGCGCCGAGCUGACAGAGGCGAUAAACUCAAUGUACAAGUGGUACCAGCAAGCAAAGGUGUGCUACGCUUAUCUGUCAGAUUUGCAAGGCGGAAAAUUGGAAAAGUGCCGAUGGUUCAAUCGUGGUUGGACCUUGCAAGAGCUCAUUGCUCCCAAGACUAUCCAGUUCUUUGAUCGAUCUUGGAAGAAUGUUGGCGACAAGAUGAGCCUCCUCGAGCAGCUCUCAGCAAAAACCAAGAUCGACGCCGGUAUACUGAGCCAUAAAAUUCCGCUGUCUUCAGCUUGCGUUGCGAAGCGGUUCUCUUGGGCUGCCGAGAGGGAGACAACCCGAGAUGAAGACCUGGCCUAUUGCCUCCUAGGAAUCUUCAACAUCAACAUGCCUAUGCUCUACGGGGAGGGACGCAAGGCGUUUACACGGUUACAAGAAGAGAUCAUCAGGACUACCAACGAUUUGAGCAUAUUUGCUUGGACCUGGCGCCGCAGCUGGGACGGGCGCCCCUAUCUCAGCUUCCUCGCUGAGGGACCAGGGGACUUUGCUUGGUGUUCAAAUAUUACGCUGAGGACAGAUCCAUUGGUCAAUGAAUACCAAAUGGCCAUCACAAACAAAGGCAUUCAUAUGCAAGGACCUCACUGGGUCUCGGAGUACAAGGAUGGCGCUAUCCGCUAUUCCCUUUCACUCCAAUGCACCGAUGAGCAAAACCGACCUAUUCUCAUCCCUAUGCGCAAGGCCGGGCCAAACAUUUUUAUGAGAGCGGCCAAGUCGGGAAGAAUGGACUUGAGCCUCGGCAUCACGAGUUCUUAUCCAAUCAACUCCAAGUCUUUUACUCUGCUCACGAGGUUACCGCGGGAGCAGCUAACAUCUGGAAGCCUGGUCUCCAUCUUUCGUCACGUCGCCGUCGCCGUCGAGUUUCCGUCCGACGUCCCGAGAUUGAGCGUGCAAGGAAUACCCCAGAAGAUUUGGGAUGUAGAAGACUCUGUUCUUUUCAGUCCUGAUGACGGGGUGCGACGUUGGGGCUGCCUCAGGCCGGCGGCGAUGAACGGCGAGAUGUUGGUGUGUUUCUGGGGCAAAUCAAACAACGAGUGGGAAUUCCAAGGAACCAUCUUCAACUCGGCCGAAAAGGGUAUGGAUGUGCUUAUGCAAGAUCUAUUUGUUUUCGCCGAGGCCCUUGACUAUCCAGCUGAAGUUGUCGAAGCUGUGCUUAAACGCCAUGGAGUCAAGCUGGGCCAAAAGUCGAUCCUGGUUUCGAAUGGUGGGAAGAAGUUCCGGGUUUAUUUCCAAGUCGAGCGUUUCAAUGACCGAAGAAUUUGCUUGGGGCCUCACUUUAAAGUCAAGGUAUCGAGGGUGCAGCUGAACUAG
Molecule: messenger RNA, 1614 nt
Organism: Fusarium vanettenii 77-13-4
Lineage: Eukaryota; Fungi; Ascomycota; Sordariomycetes; Hypocreales; Nectriaceae
Exons: 1
Coding region: 1-1614 (537 amino acids)
Source: RefSeq, a predicted model, not a curated record